Molecule: messenger RNA, 760 nt
Organism: Colias croceus (clouded yellow)
Lineage: Eukaryota; Metazoa; Arthropoda; Insecta; Lepidoptera; Pieridae
Gene: ND-18
Product: NADH dehydrogenase [ubiquinone] iron-sulfur protein 4, mitochondrial
Exons: 3
Coding region: 109-681 (190 amino acids)
Biological process (GO): electron transport chain
Source: RefSeq, a predicted model, not a curated record
AAAUUGUCAAUAUGAUUGUCAAAUGUCAAUGUCAUUAAUUUUUCUGGAUAAGUUGUUGGAUAAUCAGGCGAAGAUUUUAUAUUUUAAAGCUAUUUGAAGAGAAAAAUCAUGCUUAAGGCCAUUACAACGGCAACGAGGUUGUCUAAAACCUCUAUUUCAAGAAGUCUUCCUGCCUUAUCCAUUGGAUCAUCUCGUUUUGCUUCCGAUCAAAAUCCCAUAAAUAGGAAAGAGGCCCCUAAAAUCGAUACUGAAACUGUAAUUGCGCUGCCGGAAGAAGCAAGGGAGAAAAAGGUCUAUGAAUCAAGCAUUUCUGUACCAACCAAGGUUGACCUGUCACCAAUAACUGGUGUUCCCGAUGAGCAUGUCCGAACCCGCAGAGUUCGCAUUUACCAGCCACCAAAGAACGCCAUGCAGAGUGGCACAAGCAACAUCCACCACUGGGAAAUGGAGUUUGACACCAGGCAGCGUUGGGAAAACCCUCUGAUGGGAUGGACAUCGACCGGUGAUCCUCUGUCCAACAUGAAGAUUCAGUUCACCUCCCCUGAUGAAGCUAUUGAGCACUGCGAAAAGAAUGGUUGGAUGUGGUACAUUGAUGAACCAAAAACUGAGAAGCAGUUCAGGCCUAAGAGCUAUGGAGUUAACUUCUCAUGGAAUCGCCGCACUAGGGUGUCCACAAAGUAGACAAAUAUAGGGAUAUUAUGAAGCCGAAUACAAAUUAGUAGUAAUUUGUUGUUAAAUUUAAUAAAUUCUUGAAAAUGUU